Molecule: messenger RNA, 3322 nt
Organism: Leptopilina boulardi
Lineage: Eukaryota; Metazoa; Arthropoda; Insecta; Hymenoptera; Figitidae
Gene: asun
Product: integrator complex subunit 13
Exons: 10
Coding region: 266-2293 (675 amino acids)
Biological process (GO): regulation of mitotic cell cycle; centrosome localization
Cellular component (GO): integrator complex
Source: RefSeq, a predicted model, not a curated record
UUGACACACAAAAUUUUGUCGAGUUUGUUUAUUUGUUUUAUAUACUUUUUUAUUUAUGCAAAUGUAUAUUUUGUUGUAGAUUUUUUAAGCCUUUAAACUUUUAUAAAAUCUAUUAAAGUCUUAGAAAUAAAAAAAAACAUGAAGUGGAAAACAACGGUUUGCAAAAUAUGAAAUUAUUUAUUUCAACAGUCAAACAUAACCUGAAAAGAAAUUUGACGUAUUAAGUUUUUGAAAAAGCGGGUAUACAUAUAAUGUUAUAAUAAAAAUGUAUCCUGCAAAUCAUAAAACAGUUUUUGUGUUAGAUCACACACCAUAUUUUGGUAUUUCAACUGAAAGUCCAUUAGAUUUUGAUUGUUUAAAAAGUAGAGGUCAAAAUCUUAUUCCUUUGGCACCAAUUUGUAAAUCACUAUGGACAACAAGUGUAGAAUCUUCUAUGGAAUAUUGCAGAAUUGUAUGGGAUUUAUUUCCCACUGGAAAAUUGGUCAGAUUCGUUGUGAGCGAUCAUGCAGCACAUAUUUUAAAUACUUGGAGUCCUUUGCAACAAAAUCUUUCACAUAUUAUGAAUGGUAUGGCUAUAAUAGGUGUACCGCCUAGAACUCAUCAACCAGGAGCUGAUUUUUCAGUUAUUCAUGGUUUAAGAGUUGCAAUUGAGGCUUUAACUGAAUCAUCAGAAAUUCAACAGGAAAAACGAUCUGCAUUAAAUGAGAAUGCAAAUAAACUUUUAAAUAGAGGAAGAGUGAUUUGUAUUACCAGUGCUAGGGACAAUAUUAAUAUGAAAAGUUUAGAAAAUAUUUUUCUCAAUGAAUUGGCACAGCAAAAUAAAAUUGCCUUGUCUUCCGAUAGAUUAAUACCGAUAAAUCAUUGUCAUUUGGUUAUUCUUAAUAUAUUUCCAAACAAUGUAGAAUCUCAAGUUACUAGUCAAAGUCCAAGAGAGGUUUCACCUCUUUUAACAAUGGAAGUUCACGCCAUGAAAGCUCCAAGUUUACAUUGUAAAUUAUCUCAUUUAAUUCUAUCACAUUACGAUUUGGCAAGUACAACAGUUACAGGAAUUCCUAUGAAAGAGGAACAAAAUGCAAGUUCUUCUGCAAAUUAUGAUGUUGAAAUUUUUCAUGCAUCUGCUGCACACACUGCAAUUCUAAAAGGAAAUCCUCAAGAUACAGCUUUAAUGAAAAUUUUCCGAAGAUUUGAAGGAGGAUCUGAAUAUGAAACAAUAACUUUAAAAUGGUGCACGCCCAGAGGUUGUAGUGCAUUAGAGAUGCAAAAUUGUACAGCAAUGCAUAGAAUUACACCAGUUGAUGUAAAUAGCAGACCUUCAUCAUGUCUUAUUAAUUUUUUAUUAAACGGUCGAUCGGUAAUGUUGGAAAUGGUGCGAAAAAGUGGUGGCAAAUCAAUAUCGCAUCUACUUGCCGCUCAUGGUGGUGAAAUAUUUAUUCAUACACUUUCAACAUCGAGAAGUGUCUUGGAAGAUCCUCCAUCAAUUAGUGAAGGUUGCGGUGGAAGAGUAACUGAUUAUAGAAUAACGGACUUUGGAACUCUAAUGCGAAAUAAUAUGCUCGUACCUCUAAAACGAACUUCUGUUGAUAUCGAUGGUCCAGCAGAGAAAAUGAGAGCAAGAUUAGAAAGACACACGAAAUAUUGGCCAGUUACUAUUUCCAAUACUUUGAUGUUUAAUUUAAAGCAGGUUGUGGAUCCAUUGCCGGAUUUAAUUGUCAAAGAUGAAUUAACGAAAGAUGAAGUAUUGCAAUGUAAACAAAUUAUAUUUGGAUUACUUCAAUUGGAAGCGAAACAUGAAUCAUUACCAUUACCAAGUAUUGGCGGUGGCCGAGGGGGAAAAGGUGGAGUGCGACGUGAAGAACAUUAUCGUCUUUUAUUCACUGAACUCGAAACAUUUUUAAAGGGACAUGCAAAUAAUUCACCUGCUCACAACGAAGUUUUCAAUUGUUUGCUCGAAGUUCGAAAUAAGGAUGACAAAGAUAAAGUGGAAUUGGAUCAGGCAUUACGUGAAUUGGACGGACUGGGAAAAGAGGAGCCAAAUGUACGAUCAACGGUUAUUCGAGCAACGACAGAUUCACCAAUGUCACCGCCACCUGUUUCAACGGCACCUGUAAAAUUGCAAAAAGGAUUGUAUGGACAGAAAAGUCUUUUGGAUAUCUGGUUACAGAGAAGUGCUCCCAAGAAUAAGACUCCUGAAUUUUGUGGUAGGCAGAAUGACGAUGGAAGCUUGAAGGCGAAAUUAUAUCCUAAUCUCAAAGAAACUGGACGAGAACCAAGGGAAACCAUGAUCGAGGGCUAAUCUCUUUAAAGAACAAUAUUCAACAAAGGACCAAAUCGUAAACAGGUAUCAGUGAUAUAAUAAAUCACCUUGUGGUUUUGAGGAACCAUUCAACACAAUGACACCUGUUGACUUGAGUCUGUCAUACAGCUUAUUUUUACACCGACAACUAUUCAAUUCCCCUCUUUUGGCAGAAAAGAGCAAAGAGAGAGAGAGAUAGAGAUAGAGAGAAAGAGGGAGACGAAAAGCUGGACCACAAAGAAUGAAAGUCAAGGAGAGGUGAAUAUUUGGAUAAUCCAAUGAAAUGUGUACCAGUAGUGCACAACGAAACAAUUGUCCUCCUCCCACAGUUUAUCGCAGCCGUCUGCGGACUGUGAAUACAUUGACCCUUGUCGGAAACUAUAGCGGCCGUGGAAUGCCCUUGCUAAUCGAUGGAAGGAAGGAAGGAAGGAGGCUGGUAUGGUACACCACUACAUAAUAUAAUGCGAGCACGUCGAGAAAAGAGGAGUGAAGGGGGAGGAGAGUUGUGGAGGAGGUGGAGGUUGGAGGCGAUGGGGAAAGAGGAAGAUGACGACGAGGGGGGUCGAGGGGAACUCAGAGUACAAGUGCGUGACGUAACGGUUCAUUCAUCUCAGGACAGACGAUAUCCCGGUCAAUGGUGUCUAUGUAUGCAAGCUGUACGUACACAAUCACGCACAAGGGGGGGCCACCUGUGUGUCAGUUUGUGCGUUUGUGGUGCAUACAUACAAAUAUUCGCACGCCGCUUUUACACUCUGAUUGUCUCUCCUUCUUUCUCUGAUAUUGGCGCAAAAACCAUCUCUCUCUCUCUUCGCUCCCACUUUUUUUUUUUUCUUUUGGAUACAGCUUCCACGUGUGUCGGUCUCGAGAGAUAAGUAAUUUAUGACCCGACUCGCAAAAACCCAUUGGCAUUCCUCUAUAAAAAAUAUUUCCCGUAAACUUUCUUAUCGAGACGAUAAUUUUUCAAAGAGAAUUCUUAAUUCCACAAGAGAGAGAAUAGUAAAUUUUUUAUAUUGAAAAAGUGAUUUUUUU